Pseudomassariella vexata is the source of this 1034-nucleotide messenger RNA. RefSeq lists its product as uncharacterized. Bases 1 to 1029 code for a protein of 342 amino acids. The transcript is spliced from 4 exons. The record is from RefSeq and is a predicted model, not a curated record. NCBI's taxonomy places the organism in Eukaryota, Fungi, Ascomycota, Sordariomycetes, Amphisphaeriales, Pseudomassariaceae.
AUGUUGUUGAAGCACCUAGUCCCAGCCUUGGCCGGGGCCCACCUUGCCACGGCGCAAGAGCUGAUGCGCUUCGGCUGCUCCCAGCUCACCAUCGACCGUAUUGACCCACUCGUGGAACCAGGCAACCUCCCAUCAUCGCAUAUGCACCAAGUCAUCGGAGGCAACUCGUUCAACGCGAGCAUGACACCCGAAAGCCAUGACCCACCCACGGUAUCGACAUGCACCAGCUGCACCUACUCGGAGGACUUCUCCAACUACUGGACCGCCAACGUCUAUUUCAAGGCUCGCAACGGCACCUUCAAGCGCGUACCCCAGGUGAGAAACCUGGGGCUCGGCGUCGAGGCUGGCAUGACGGUGUACUAUAUUCGGGGGUACCAGCCUACUGCGCAGGUUACGGCUUUCCCGCCAGGCUUCCGCAUGCUCGUCGGCGACAGCAUGAACCGUGACGCCAGCAAGGUACCCCACGGCCUCUGCUUCCGCUGCGAGUCCAACAUGGACCAGAAUCCCUUCGGCGGAGCUCCCUGCACGGGCUCGGACAUUCCCGGCUUCCCCAAUCAGGCCUGCGGCGGCGGCUGGCGCGUCACCGUCACCUUUCCCUCAUGCUGGGACGGCAAGAACACCGAUAGUCCCGACCACAAGUCGCAUAUCGCCUACCCCGCCUCGGGCACCUUCGAGAGCGGUGGUGCCUGUCCGUCGACUCACCCCGUCAAAAUCCCGCAAGUCAUGUACGAAAUUAUUUUCGAUACGAGGCAGUUUAACAACAAGGCGGAUUGGCCUGCUGAUGGGUCGCAGCCUUUCUACUGGAGCAUGGGCGAUAACACCGGCUAUGGCAUCCACGGCGACUAUCUCUUCGGCUGGAAGGGCGACGCCCUUCAAAGGGCCAUGGACGGCAAGUGUUCCGGUGACCGAUGCAGCCCGCUGCAGAGGCAGACUGACCAAGCUGCCAUCAACUGCGUCAAAGGUCAAAGUGCUCCUGAGAAUAUCGGCGACGACCAAUGGCUCACUUCACUACCUGGGCUGCAGAUGUAAGGGGG